This is a messenger RNA of Sphenostylis stenocarpa, 816 nucleotides long. The record is from the annotation of a GenBank genome assembly. NCBI's taxonomy places the organism in Eukaryota, Viridiplantae, Streptophyta, Magnoliopsida, Fabales, Fabaceae.
AUGGAAAACCCAAUAAAUGGUGAUGAGAGUGUUGCGACAUCUUCAGCAAUUGAAGAUGCUCAAAGAAAGAAAGCUUCCCGGGGCACAAGUCGUGUCAUAAUAGACGUACCUACUGCUGCGUCAACAUCCCUUCUAGCACACAUUAGGGACAUCCCUGAUGCUGUUGGGUCUAUUAUCGAUGAGCCAUCUGCUGUUGUUUCACGCACUGAAGAUUCUGCCCAGGACCUAGAAGCACCAGAAACUCUAAAUUUCUCUCAUGAUAAACCUCCUUCUUUACUUCUUGACAUCGCAUCAAACAAAAAUCCACCAGAUUACAGGGGUUCUUACAAAUUGUUUCUUAAUCCAAGCACAACAGAUGUGGUUUGCACCACAACAGCAGAAGCUUUAGCAAUGGGCAAAAUUGUUGUAUGCGCCAACCAUCCUUCAAACGAGUUUUUCAAGCAGUUUCCAAAUUGCUGGAUGUACGAUAACAGUGAUGGAUUUGUUAGACUGACACUGAGGGCACUGGCUGAAGAGCCUGCUCAACCUACUGAUGCUCAGAGACAUGAGCUAUCUUGGGAGGCUGCAACAGAACGGUUUCUUAGAGCUGCUGGCCUGGACAAGUCUUCAGAGAAAAAAUUGUCUAGAAGUUCUUCAAACUUUAUGGCUGCCUCAUUAAAUUUGCAGCAUACAGUAGAUGAAGCAUCAGCAUAUGUGCAUCAUGUAGCUUCUGGGUUUGAGGUAUCAAGAAGAAUCUUUGGUGCUAUUCCAGAUAGCUUGCAGCCAGAUGAAGAGCUACGCAAGGAGCUUGGGUUGAGUAACGCUGCCAGGAAAUAA